CACGUUGUUAGGCCGAGAACAUGAGAGACCGCCCCUGGUUUUCUCAACAAAAAGAAAAAGUAGGCCCCUUGAUAGUCUUCCUCAUCAAUCAACAAUUAAAAAGGUCACUAGACGCUCUGACAAUUACUGUUUUCAGUUUCCAACUCCCCACUCCCAGAUCUAUCGUCGAUGGACGAUGUUGCGCCGCCGACCAUGGACUGGUCGUUGCUGCCCCUCGAUGCGUUGUCCUUGAUCUUCGUCAGGCUCGGCGCCGUCGACGUCCUGAUGGGCGCCGGCCUCGUGUGUCACUCCUGGCUCAUGGCGGCGAAGUUGCCGGAGGUGUGGCGAUCUAUCGACAUGGACAAACACGAGGUUGUGCUUCUAAAGGGCGAUGGUGUCCUGUGUCAGAUGGCGAAGGCAGCUGUCGACCGUUCCGACGGACAGCUCAGGGAGUUCGCCGGGAGGCUGUUUGUCACUGAUGAGCUCAUCAAGUAUAUCGUGGAAAGGUCACCCUCACUGACUACCCUUCGGCUUGUAUCAUGCUUCGGGGUCUUCAGCAAACAACUCGCCAAUGUUAUAAAAGAGUCACCUCUGCUGGAGCUGCAUUCCCUUGAACUUGAAAACAUUGACCUCAUCGUGAGAAAAUUGACCGCUGUCCUUGAGAGCUGCCCUGUCCUGGAAGUUCUUGGCUUGCAGUAUUGUUUCUUGAUUGGCUCCAAUGAUGAGCAUGCCUUGCGGGCGGAAUUCACUAGGAUCAAGAUCACAACGCUCAAGUGGGAUAAUGAGUGCCGCGACUAGUAAUAUUAUGAGAGCUCCGACAAUGACCAUGCUCUUGAUUCUAAAGAUGAGAGGACAUAUUAUUCAGUGUGAUCUAAGAAUAUUGUGAUCUUUAUGAUCGGUAUACCUUAUUCAGCAUGGAUCCUUAUGUUUGUGAUAGUGAUUCUCGAAUUUAUGUGGGGCUUACUUUACCAA
Molecule: messenger RNA, 951 nt
Organism: Triticum aestivum (bread wheat)
Lineage: Eukaryota; Viridiplantae; Streptophyta; Magnoliopsida; Poales; Poaceae
Product: putative F-box/LRR-repeat protein 23
Exons: 2
Coding region: 169-777 (202 amino acids)
Molecular function (GO): protein binding
Source: RefSeq, a predicted model, not a curated record